CUUCCCGGCCAUCCCCACACGUUUCCAGCGCCUUCUCCUGCGGCCCCCCCGCGCUCCCCUCGGGCUCCCGCGCGGCGCCUGCGCGCGCCGGCGCCGAGCUCCGCCAUGGCGGCCUGGACGUGCUGCCGGGUGGCCGCCGUGUCCUGCCUGGUGCUCUGCGUCUCCCUGCUCCUGCCGCGCACCUUCCUGCCCCGGGCCGGCGGCAGGCAGGAGCCCGGCGCCGCGCCGCCCGAGGGGAAGCUCAGUCGCUUUCCACCGAGGAUGCAUUCCCACGCCACUCCCGACGGCCGAGCUGUCCCUCAUUUUCCAAGGUCUCACCUCACUGAAGCAGUUGCCAAGGCCAAGGCAGGUGGAGGUGGUAGUGGAAGCACUGGUGGAAGUGGAAGAGGCCUUGUGGGACAGAUUAUCCCUAUAUAUGGAUUUGGCAUCUUCUUAUAUAUUCUGUACAUUUUAUUUAAGCUGGCUUCCAAGGGAAGAACUACUCCUGCAGAGCGGAAAUGCCCCCCUGCUACACCUGGGAACAUGAAGAGGAAAAUCACUGACUAUGAGCUCACUCAACUCCAGGAAAGACUGAGAGAGACAGAAGAAGCAAUGGAAAAAUUAAUCAACAGAGUAGGACCUAUGUAUGACAGCAGGACUCAAAAUGUUACAACAGACCAGGAAAAAAUGUUACUGCAACAACUCAGAGAAAUUACUAGAGUUAUGAAAGAAGGAAAAUUCAUAGAUGACAUCUCUCCUGAGAAGGAAGCUGAGGAAGCUCCUUACAUGACAGAUUGGGAAGGUUAUCCAGAAGAGACCUAUCCUGUCUACGAUAAUUCCGAUUGCUUCAAGCGCAAGCAGGACACAAUCCUUGUAGAUUACCCUGACCUGAGCCAGCCCUCUCCAGAAGAGCUGGCAGAAAGAAUGGAGGGCAUGGAAGAUGAGGAGUAUCCUUAUGAUGAAACCCUGCUAAGUGAUCUCACCACAGGAAUGGGUGGUCAGGAUUUAAUGCAGGAAAAGGAUGAUGUAACUCUUGUCAAGGAGGAGAAGAGUGACCUUCCUCCCAGCCAGAGCACUGGGGAGUGCUGCUGCUGCUGUGAUGAUGAUCCUGCUGUCAUAGCAGAGAAUGCUGGAUUCCACUCUGAGAGCUGCAGUGAAGUAGAAGAGACAAGCCAAGAGGACCUGUCCGUGGAGUCAGAAAAUGAAAAUGCUGCACUGGAAAAGCAAAAGACCAGUGAUUCAGAGCAGACAGGCACACUGAGAAAGCGCAACACCAAAGUACUUGAUUGAUAGGGACAGCCGUCUGGAUGGUAAAGGUAGAGGUCAUGAACUGUCAUCCAUGUGGGUUCUGUUCCCACUGAGGACUUCUCUGUGUUCAUCUCCUUGUACCUAUUGCAUUCUCAUGGUACCAGUCACAUCAUCUGCCUGAACUGGAAGCCAAUGCCCUCUUUCAUGCACACAUCAUGGGUUACCAAGAUGCUGCCAACAGUGCUUUGCCCUUGAUUUUUGAAGCCUUGUAUUUUGGAGCAGAUAUUUGUGACUCCUUCCUUUUCAAUUCUGAAGGAGCUGUCCUUGGUUUUGCCCUUUGUCAUCCCAGAGUUAACCAAAUGUCUCUUCUGACUUUUUCAAAAACAUCUGUGUGCUACUAGUUAGGAGAGUUAUUCAAAUCCUUAUAUAUACGUGAGUUUACUGGGAUGCUGAAGGACAAAAUAUGCCUUCUUUCUCUUAGCUCAGUGUUAACUGGUCAGCAGAGCAGAUCAUAGUCACACACAUGACUCUCUCAACUCUGUCAUUGCUCUCUACUCUUGAGAAACUGCUGUCACCAUAAUCCACAAAGCUCUUCUGCUACCCCACAGCCCCUUUCCCAGUCAUUCCGUGUUGUUGGAACAGUAGCCUAAUCCCUGUUGUGUUACUUGUGUGAGCAAGACUGAAGCUCUGUGGGUUGUGCUUUAACUUUGCCUUAGCUGUGGUGAAAUUCCCAGAUGAUUGCAGGAAGUGGACCACAAUGUGUGAGAGCACUAAAAAUAUCCCUAGAGAUUAAAACCAAAAAAGCAGUGUUACGGUUUGUCUGUAAAGGAGAGAACAGCAUGAGGGGGACCCUCAGACUGAAAGCAGCAGUUGAACUUUUCUUUCUUCCAAGAAACCGGCGUGGUUUUUACGCUCUUGGAAUGCUGUUGCCAGGGUCAUGUUGAGACCACACCAGGUAUGGGAUAAGGAGGGUGCUGGAGCCAAGGUUCUCCUGAGGAGAGGUGGCAGGCAGCCCCUGUGCCCAAGCCUUUCUUGUAUAAGCAGCAUGGCAGGUGGAAUGGGCUCCAGGAAAGGUUCCCUCAGCUCUUAUGACCCUCCUGCUUCUUCCAUACCUGGGCCCUUUUCAGGCCCACCAUAACCCAACGUACUGGGCCACACCACACUCAUGGCCCAGUCACAGUGGCUGUUUGUGAUGUCACCAGUCCCCUGAGUGCUCUGGCACUACAGAGGCAGGGCCCUCUGCAGCUGCCCUCCUGUCCACCCAGCUCUGAGGCCCCUGAUGAACAUCUGGAAGAAUGAAAAGCCGGAGCAGCGAGGCGGGUGGCAGACCACUUGUGUAAGGGACGGCAGCAGGGCCCCUUCCAAUGAUGACUGAAGAGGAAGGCAUGUGCCAGGAGGAGGCCGUGGAAGAGGAGGAACAAAAUCACCCCUCUGCCAUGAGUGCCACCACCCUCAGUUCCCUGGUCAUGGCCAUGCAGAGCUUGGCUCUGUGCCCUCCAGGGAACGGUGUGCAGCCCAGGGACAUCGGCCUGCCAGGGAACCACCGGAGCAGGGAGCUGGGUGGCCGCCCACCUUUGCGUGGGACAGCACAGAGACACGUCCGGCAGCGGCCAAAGGGGGAGUCACUUUCCCUGGGCCUGAAAAAUGGCAACAAUCGACAGUGCAGGAGGAGGAAGGAAAGGAGGAGAAGGAGGAGCAUCAGCCCUUGCACCAUGAGAGCCAUUGCCGACACGCGAGGAACAGCAUGCAGCGCCUGUCUCCAGGAAUACUGGCGGCUCAAAAUCCGCACCUGCCUGGCUGAAAAAUAAGCAACAAGACAAGGAUGAAAAUCCUGUCCAUUCUCCUUAUUUGGUACUUUGGUGACAGCACAUGUGCUCCCACGACCCCUUAAGUAGGAGGUGUUUUUUAGGAACUUCAGAAACUUUCCAGUUCCAUGUCCACCUGCUUUGCUGGUGCCACCUUACAUCCUGGGAUUUUUUAGGCUAUGACAUCAACAAUUUGAGACUAGUUUUUUUAAACAGAGUAAAAUUAUCAUAAUGAAAGCAUGGAGCCCUAGGAAUUUCUUCUUUGCAAACGUGCUACGGAAUAUUACAGAAUCCCAGCCCCCACACAGAGCCUGUCCUACUAGCUCACCUAUUCCAUGUCCUGGCAUCAACAAUCAUUUGUUGAUUGCUAUGCAUUAUAUGAGCCCUUCCUUCUCAUCCCCUAAACCCACCCUUCCUGGAGCUCCUCAGGGAAAGACAUGAAUUGACUUGGCUUUCACCAGGCUACUGUGCUGAGGUGACAGAAGUUAUCCCCAAGAGGGCCACUGAGGUUCCUGGGGUCUGGAGGUGGGGUUGCUUCAGUCUGAGGUCAACAAGAAUCCCUGAUGGACGAGUGAAGUCAGCCUUGCAUAGAGAAUAUUAGCAGACCAAGCCAAGAACAUAAACAGCUGUUUCUUUUGGAGAAGCAACAGAUGGCAGGAAGAAGUGCUGGCCUUCACAUGGAUGUCCCUUCUAGCUGCUUCAUAGGAAGUUCUUUUCAAUGUUGGGAAAUAAAUUUUAAAAAACCAAACCAAUAAACCAAAAAAAAAAAAAAAACCA
Molecule: messenger RNA, 3809 nt
Organism: Motacilla alba alba
Lineage: Eukaryota; Metazoa; Chordata; Aves; Passeriformes; Motacillidae
Gene: RIC3
Product: RIC3 acetylcholine receptor chaperone
Exons: 6
Coding region: 106-1269 (387 amino acids)
Biological process (GO): synaptic transmission, cholinergic; protein localization to cell surface
Cellular component (GO): neuron projection; intracellular membrane-bounded organelle; neuronal cell body
Source: RefSeq, a predicted model, not a curated record